AUGGAUAGUUGGCUCAAAACGGGGCGCCUCGCAAGUGGAAAAAAUGUUUUAGCAUGUUCACCAGCAGAAAAUAAUAAAAAUAUUUCGGAAAUAGAUGUUUCUAGUUUGUCAGAUUUGGUAAAUACUGGACAGGAACGACAAAAUAAACUUGUUAGUGAAAUUGUUUUACCUCAGGAGAGAACUACUUCUAAAAAAAGAAAAUAUGACGAAUCGUAUUUGUCCUUUGGGUUUAUUCUUGUCGGAAUGGCUGAGAAUCCGGAUGGACAAUGCGUUAUUUGCAACAAAAUAAUGUGUAAUAGUUCAUUGGUACCGGCAAAGCUAAGACGACACCUUGACACCAACCACCCGCAACUGAAAGAUAAAAGCUUAAGCUUUUUUGAAAGACACAAAGAAGUACAAAAAACUGGCGUGGCUGCUUUACACAAAUAUGCAAAAACAAAUAAUGAAAACGCAACAGAAGCAUCAUUCAUGCUAAGUUACAGAAUCGCUCGUGCUGGUAAGCCACACACAAUUGCAGAGGAUUUAAUAAAACCAUGUAUGACAGAAAUCGUCAGCUGCGUACUCGGUGAAGAUGCAGCGAAGAAAAUUACAGCAGUUCAGUGUUCUAAUAACGUCAUAUCUGAUCGAAUUCAUAAGAUUUCAGACCACAUUCAAGAUGAAUUAAUUUGUAGAUUGAAGAACAGCAAGAUGUUUGCAAUACAAUUAGACGAAAGUACAGAUGUCGCCGGGCUAUCAAUAUUGCUUGUUUUUGUGAGAUACCCCUUCAAAGGAUCUAUUGAAGAGGAUUUGUUUCUCUGCGCACCUUUAGAAACUAACACAACUGGAGAAGAAAUUUUUAAAGUUAUUGAUAGUCACAUGAGUAGGCACCAUAUUGAGUGGAACAAAUGCAUUGACGUGUGCAGUGACGGAGCAGCAGCUAUGAUCGGCAAAAUAAAAGGCACUGUAACAAGAAUCAAGAGUGUUGCACCUAAAUGUAGGAGCAGUCACUGCGUUUUACAUCGUCAUGCUCUUGUCGCGAUGAAAAUAUCAUACGAGCUUAAGACAGUUCUCGAUCAAGCUGUACAAAUUGUGAAUUACGUCAAAUCACGUCCACUCCAGUCAAGGCUUUUUAAAAAAGUGUGCGAAGAUAUAGGAAGUCAGCAUCAAUCACUUUUUCUUCACACACAAGUGAGAUGGCUCUCAAGAGGAAGAGUUUUAUUGAGGCUAUUUGAAUUGCGCAACGAGCUUAAGAUAUUUUUCACCAAACAAUCCGGUUCUGCAUCUACUGACGCGUUUGUUGAUUUAUUGCAUGAUGAGCCCUACAGGGAAAAACCACGAAUAUAUUUACAGUAA
Messenger RNA from Melanaphis sacchari, 1332 nucleotides. RefSeq names its product zinc finger BED domain-containing protein 5-like. NCBI's taxonomy places the organism in Eukaryota, Metazoa, Arthropoda, Insecta, Hemiptera, Aphididae. Bases 1 to 1332 code for a protein of 443 amino acids. The transcript has 3 exons. The record is from RefSeq and is a predicted model, not a curated record.